Molecule: messenger RNA, 6693 nt
Organism: Coregonus sp. 'balchen'
Lineage: Eukaryota; Metazoa; Chordata; Actinopteri; Salmoniformes; Salmonidae
Source: the annotation of a GenBank genome assembly
AUGUCUGACAUGGAAGAUGACUUCAUGUGCGAUGAUGAAGAGGAUUAUGAUCUGGUAAACUCCUCAGAAGUAAAUAUAUAUGGAUAUUGUAGCUGAUUACCAUAUACAACGUAUUUAGCUAGCUAGCUAGCUAGAUAACCAGCGUAAACAUUCCAUGUUGCACUCCACUCAGCUAACUUUAGCUAGCUACGGUAUUACUAUCAGCUACUAUAGCUGUUGUCGGUGCUCCUAUCAUUGACAGCUAACUGGCGUAGUUAGCUAGCUAGCUAUGUCUGCAAUGAUUUGUUCACUUACUGUUGCAACUAAUGAUUGCUAUACCGUUUGCGCCGUUAUAUGAUCCAGCUGUUUGCUUUUUAAAAAAUCACCAAAGCAAAAACAACACACAUCAUCAUGAGCUAGCUAGCUGGCUAGCUGAAUGUCAACACAACAGCGGGGUGUCGAUCUUGUAAACUGCAGUGAUGAUGAAUUGUGUGAUUUCAGGAAUACUCAGAGGACAGCAACUCUGAGCCCAAUGUUGAUUUGGAGAAUCAGUACUACAAUUCAAAGGCCCUGAAGGAGGAUGACCCCAAAGCAGCUCUCAGCAGCUUCCAGAAAGUGAGUUAUCACACACGCGCACACACACACACACACACACACACACACACACACACACACACACACACACACACACACAACACACACACACACACACACACAAUGUCCAUGACUGUCUGUUUAUUAAAUGCAUCCUUCUGAUCCCCAGGUCUUGGAGCUAGAGGGUGAGAAAGGAGAAUGGGGGUUCAAAGCUCUCAAACAGAUGAUUAAGAUCAAUUCAAACUGGUAAGCAUAGACAUUAGUCUCACAAGUAUAAUAAUAAUAAUAAUAUGCCAUUUAGCAGACGCUUUUAUCCAAAGCGACUUACAGUCAUGCGUGCAUAAAUAUUUUGUGUAUGGGUGGUCCCGGGGAUCGAACCCACUACCUUCGCAUUACAAGCACCGUGCUCUACCAGCUGAGCUACAGAGGACCACAUCUCUGCAACGGGUUCGGGAGAGGCGAAGGUUGAGUCAUGCGUCCUCCGAAACAUGACCCGCCUGCUUUUCUUGAUCCCCAGGUCUUGGAGCUAGAGGUGAGAAAGGAGAAUGGGGGUUCAAAGCUCUCAAACAGAUGAUUAAGAUCAAUUUCAAACUGGUAAGCAUUAGACAUUAGUCUCACAAGUCUCCGAAAUUGUCUCUGAAAUAUGACGUAUACAGUGAGGGGGAAAAAAGUAUUUGAUCCCCUGCUGAUUUUGUACGUUUGCCCACUGAUAAAGACAUGAUCAGUCUAUACUUUUAAUGGUAGGUUUAUUUGAACAGUGAGAGACAGAAUAACAACAAGAAAAUCCAGAAAACGCAUGUCAAAAACUUUAUGAAUUGAUUUGCAUUUUAAUGAGGGAAAUAAAUAUUUGAGCCCUCUGCAAAACAUUACUUAGUACUUGGUGGCAAAACCCUUGUUGGCAAUCACAGAGGUCAGAUGUUUCUUGUAGUUGGCCACCAGGUUUGCACACAUCUCAGGAGGGAUUUUGUUCCACUCCUCUUUGCAUAUCUUCUCCAAGUCAUUAAGGUUUCGAGGCUGACGUUUGGCAACUCGAACCUUCAGCUCCCUCCACAGAUUUUCUAUGGGAUUAAGGUCUGGAGACUGGCUAGGCCACUCCAGGACCUUAAUGUGCUUCUUCUUGAGCCACUCCUUUGUUGCCUUGGCCGUGUGUUUUGGGUCAUGCUGGAAUACCCAUUCACGACCCAUUUUCAAUGCCCUGGCUGAGGGAAGGAGGUUCUCACCCAAGAUUUGACGGUACAUGGCCCUGUCCAUCGUCCCUUUGAUGCGGUGAAGUUGUCCUGUCCCCUUAGCAGAAAAACACCCCCAAAGCAUAAUGUUUCCACCUCCAUGUUUGACGGUGGGGAUGGUGUUCUUGGGGUCAUAGGCAGCAUUCCUCCUCCAAACACGUCGAGUUGAGUUGAUGCCAAAGAGCUCGAUUUUGGUCUCAUCUGACCACAACACUUUCACCCAGUUUGCCUCUGAAUCAUUCAGAUGUUCAUUGGCAAACUUCAGACGGCCCUGUAUAUGUGCUUUCUUGAGCAGGGGGACCUUGCGGGCGCUGCAGGAUUUCAGUCCUUCACGACGUAGUGUGUUACCAAUUGUUUUCUUGGUGACUAUGGUCCCAGCUGCCUUGAGAUCAUUGACAAGAUCCUCCCGUGUAGUUCUGGGCUGAUUCCUCACCGUUCUCAUGAUCAUUGCAACUCCACGAGGUGAGAUCUUGCAUGGAGCCCCAGGCCGAGGGAGAUUGACAGUUCUUUUGUGUUUCUUCCAUUUGCGAAUAAUCGCACCAACUGUUGUCACCUUCUCACCAAGCUGCUUGGCGAUGGUCUUGUAGCCCAUUCCAGCCUUGUGUAGGUCUACAAUCUUGUCCCUGACAUCCUUGGAGAGCUCUUUGGUCUUGGGCAUGGUGGAGAGUUUGGAAUCUGAUUGAUUUAUUGCUUCUGUGGACAGGUGUCUUUUAUACAGGUAACAAGCUGAGAUUAGGAGCACUCCCUUUAAGAGUGUGAUCCUAAUCUCAGCUCGUUACCUGUAUAAAAGACACCUGGGAGCCAGAAAUCUUUCUGAUUGAGAGGGGGUCAAAUACUUAUUUCCCUCAUUUAAAAUGCAAAUCAAUUUAUAACAUUUUUGACAUGCGUUUUUUUCUGGAUUUUUGUUGUUGUUAGUCUGUCUCUCACUGUUCAAAUAAACCUACCAUUACAGUUAUAGACUGAUCAUUUCUUUGUCAGUGGGCAAACGUACAAAAUCAGCAGGGGAUCAAAUACUUUUUUCCCCUCACUGUAGGCUACCUACAACUAUCGUCUAACAGGCAGACUGUAGGAGUAGCCUAGUUAUUCAAUAUUCCUACAUAUGAACAGUGUACUUUAUGUGACAUCUCUGACCAAAGUGUGAUCAUGUUUUGUAAAGAAAUGCCAUAUAAUGGGAGCAUCAAAUUGAAUUUUGAAUUACAUUUCUUUAUUUUUGUUUUCUCCCCAGACAAAUUUCCCUGAAAUGAUGAACAGGUACAAGCAGCUGUUAACAUACAUCCGGAGUGCAGUAACACGAAACUACUCUGAGAAAUCCAUCAACUCCAUCCUUGAUUACAUCUCUACGUCUAAGCAGGUAUUGUUUGCAACAUCAAAUUAUCAAUCAAUAAACAAUGUUGAUUCUGUGAUCAUCUGAGCUGUACAGUAUUUAAUUUAGGAAAACAGUCCAAACAAACUCUGAAUGUUUGUAGAGAAGGCCUAGACUUUUUAUUUUAUUUUUUUAGAUGGACUUGCUGCAAGAGUUUUAUGAAACCACAUUGGAUGCAUUAAAGGAUGCCAAAAAUGACAGGCUUUGGUUUAAAACCAACACUAAGGUAUGAUUCAUUUUAAAUAUAUAUAUAUAUAUAUAUAAAAAAAAAUAUUUUUCAUAUAAUGUCAUUAAUUCAAUCCACAAUAUCAUCAUAAUUAACAUUUUAUACAAUGCAAAAACAAAUGUGGCAAGUGGCGUAUCAUUGAUAUGGAGACACUGACUGUGAUACUUGUGUAAUUUAGUUUCCUCCUCGGUUUGUCCGGUCUGUUGUUUAGCUUGGGAAGUUGUACCUGGAGAGAGAAGAGUAUGGUAAGCUUCAGAAGAUCCUGAGGCAGCUGCACCAGUCCUGUCAGGUGAAGAAACACUCCUCAUCAAUGCAAUCAGAGGUUUUCACAGAGGUCUUUACAGAGGUUUUACCACCAAAUCUAAUUCAGCAUUAUAACAUCAUAAUGAAAAACAUACUUGUGUGUUCUUAGUGACAAUAGAUCAUUUGGAACCGUAUCGUGUGAUUGGAGCCUGGUCCGGAUUCUGUUUGUGCUGUAUAGACAACUCCUAUAGCUGUUGCCUUGACAACAGGAGAGGACAACACAAACAGAUCUGGGGCUGGGCUUGUAUGACUGUGGAACCCAUUGUGGACAUCUAGAAUUCCCUGUUCCUCCUCAAGUGUCUGUGUGGAAUUAUAUCUCAAGUAUUUGAUCUGUCUUGGUGUAUAGACGGAUGAUUAGUGUUUGUCCCAUGUUCUGUCUUGGUGUGUAGACGGAUGAUUAGUGUUUGUCCCAUGUUCUGUCUUGGUGUAUAGACGGAUGAUUAGUAUUUGUCCCAUGUUCUGUCUUGGUGUAUAGACGGAUGAUUAGUAUUUGUCCCAUGUUCUGUCUUGGUGUAUAGACGGAUGAUUAGUAUUUGUCCCAUGUUCUGUCUUGGUGUAUAGACGGAUGAUUAGUAUUUGUCCCAUGUUCUGUCUUGGUGUGUAGACGGAUGAUUAGUAUUUGUCCCAUGUUCUGUCUUGGUGUAUAGAUGGAUGAUUAGUAUUUGUCCCAUGUUCUGUCUUGGUGUAUAGACGGAUGAUUAGUAUUUGUCCCAUGUUCUGUCUUGGUGUAUAGACGGAUGAUUAGUAUUUGUCCCAUGUUCUGUCUUGGUGUGUAGACGGAUGAUUAGUAUUUGUCCCAUGUUCUGUCUUGGUGUAUAGAUGGAUGAUUAGUAUUUGUCCCAUGUUCUGUCUUGGUGUAUAGACGGAUGAUUAGUAUUUGUCCCAUGUUCUGUCUUGGUGUAUAGACGGAUGAUUAGUAUUUGUCCCAUGUUCUGUCUUGGUGUAUAGACGGAUGAUUAGUAUUUGUCCCAUGUUCUGUCUUGGUGUGUAGACGGAUGAUUAGUAUUUGUCCCAUGUUCUGUCUUGGUGUAUAGACGGAUGAUUAGUAUUUGUCCCAUGUUCUGUCUUGGUGUAUAGACGGAUGAUUAGUAUUUGUCCCAUGUUCUGUCUUGGUGUAUAGACGGAUGAUUUAGUAUUUGUCCCAUGUUUUUGUCUUGGUGUAUAGACGGAUGAUUAGUGUUUGUCCCAUGUUUUUGUCUUGGUGUAUAGACGGAUGAUUAGUGUUUGUCCCAUGUUUUUGUCUUGGUGUACUAUACAGACGGAUGACGGUGAGGAUGACCUGAAGAAAGGCACCCAGCUCUUAGAGAUCUAUGCUCUGGAGAUCCAGAUGUACACGGCCCAGAAGAACAACAAGAAGCUGAAGACGCUAUACGAACAGUCUCUCCACAUCAAGUCCGCCAUCCCUCACCCACUCAUCAUGGGAGUCAUCAGAGGUAGGCACAUCUCUACCUAUAACCCAGACACAAAUUCAUGGGCUCUUUCUCAAGGGUCUUUUUUCCCUUUUUUUUAGUGCAUUCUCUCUCCUCGCUUCCUUCUCAAAACCCAUUGGAGGAGAAGACCCCCCAAGGUCCCUCCCCUCUGACCUACUCCUCCAAUGGGUUUCUAGGAAAUUAUCCCCUGACUAUGUUGUUUGGUCUACUUGUUUGGUCUCUUGUUUGUAUUCUCCAGAGUGUGGAGGGAAAAUGCAUUUGCGAGAAGGGGAGUUUGAGAAGGCUCACACGGACUUCUUCGAGGCGUUUAAGAACUACGAUGAAUCAGGAAGUCCUCGACGGACCACCUGUCUGAAGUACCUGGUGCUGGCCAACAUGCUGAUGAAGUCUGGAAUCAACCCCUUCGACUCCCAGGAGGUGUGGAGGGACUCUUUAGUGAUAAGAGAUGAAUCUGUUAGGGAUGGUUUCCCAGACUAAAGCUAAGGAUGACCCUAUCACAAUAUUAUAACCUGCUAAUGAAGUAAAUUACUCCAGCAGAUUCAUAUUUUAGUGAACAUUUGAUAUUGGUGCAUCUUUCAUAAUGUUUGAGUGUCUUUACUUUAUGCUGAUUAUUUGUUCCUCUAAGGCGAAACCCUAUAAAAAUGAUCCAGACAUCCUUGCAAUGACAAACUUGGUCAGGUAAGACUGCAUCUCAUUGGCUAUUACUAUCUAACCUUUCUGGGAAGAGUUUUUUUGCUUUAGCUAUUCGUCUACAUUGUGCUGCAUGAACAUUGUUUGAUUAUUGAAUGGAAACCAAUGUUAUAUUCCCCCCCCCCCCCCCCACAGUUCCUACCAGAACAACGACAUCACAGAGUUUGAGAAGAUCCUGAAGACCAAUCACAGUAACAUAAUGGAUGAUCCGUUCAUAAGGGAACAUAUAGAAGGUAUGGUCUAGACAUCACUUUCAGCUUGGUGUAUUUGGUUAAUGUUAAUUAAUCACAAAGCACAAACAUAUUAGCAAGUAGUAACAUGCUUAUAACAAGUUAUAAAUCCUUAUACCUGGAGACAGGUAUAAGGAUUACUGAAAAUUCCUUUAUCUAAUUAUUUAUUUCCUUGAUUUUUGUCUUUCAGAAUUAUUACGAAACAUAAGAACACAAGUUCUCAUCAAAUUAAUCAAGCCUUACACAAGAAUACACAUACCUUUUAUUUCAAAGGUAAGAUCACUACAAAGAUCUGUAUCCAGCAUUUAUUUUUGAAAAAGCAAAGGUUAUUAUAAACGUUUUUGUCUUCUUCAGGAAUUGAACAUUGAUGUGUGCGAUGUGGAAAGCCUUCUUGUUCAGUGCAUUCUAGACAGGUAAAUUGCACGUUGGUACAUCAUUAUUGUAGAACUUUUGCGAAUUUACCAUCAUUGACCUUCUAUUGAACUUUUUCUUCUUUAUACCUGUCAGCACAAUCAACGGCCGCAUCGACCAAGUCAACCAACUGUUGGAGCUGGAUCACCAAAAGAGGAACGGAGCCCAAUACAUGGCUUUAGACAAAUGGACUAAUCAGCUGAACACUCUCAACCAGGCCAUCGUCAGCAAACUGGCCUAA